Molecule: messenger RNA, 1557 nt
Organism: Hylaeus volcanicus
Lineage: Eukaryota; Metazoa; Arthropoda; Insecta; Hymenoptera; Colletidae
Exons: 11
Coding region: 264-1544 (426 amino acids)
Molecular function (GO): mRNA binding; protein binding
Source: RefSeq, a predicted model, not a curated record
UGGAUGUGAGCAAUAAAUUCACAUCGAUUGACGACUUUACUGGAGUUUAUUCCUUUUUGUCUAAUAAAUAUCCAUCAUCUGUUUUUCAUGAGAAUAAAAAAUUUCUCAGCUGCUUCAGUGCUUUACUUUACUCUCAGUAUAAUCUAUCUGAUGAACAGCUUGAGAUAUUCGAAAAACAAUGUAAUGAAAACACUUUGAACUUUUUGUGUCGAAACAAGAACUUGAAGGAAGCGGAAGAUUGGGAUCAAAAGAAGCUUGGCAUCAUGACAAAAAUUGUACGAGACAAGUUUAUACGUCAUUCAGAUUUGCGCGAAAAGCUCAAAGACACAGGAACACGUCCUUUGAUUUGGCUUAAUUCAGAAGACGAUUUUUUUGGUAUUGUGGGCGAAAAAGGUUUGAACCAUCUUGGCCAGAUUUUGAUGGACACGCGUCGAGAUAUUCAUAACAGUAAAGAUUUACAAGCUUGGAUAGCGACAAAUAUUCCCAUUGAAACAGAGCCUCAGCAACGUCCCGACGUAACCCUUUUAGAGUAUAAACCUCCAAAUCUUACCGUUAUUGAAGAAACCCAUAUUCUAGAUCCUAAUUACCAAUAUUGGUUGGUGGGAAAAUUCGCGACUCACCACAUUCGCCCCUUGAAUCCUACAGUAAGCCGGAAUCACGCGGUUCUUGUUAUCGACGACGCUGGAAAUGUACUUAUUGUAGAUCUUAAAAGUAAACUGGGCACAUACGUGAACGAUGAAAAAAUUGAAAAUCCUUAUGUGCCUUAUAAUCUUUUAGAGGGAGAUGCACUUAAAUUUGCGUCAUCGAAUCGAAUUUACAUUGUUAAAAUAGAUAAAACUCGAAUUAUGAAGUAUCUCCAAAAAAAAUGUAACGCGCUUUCCACUGAAAUCACCCAAAUGAGUAAUGUUCUUUAUGAUUCAACUAAAUCUUCCAAGAGUCAAGAAACGAAAAUUCUAGUUCGGAAUUUAAAUUAUACGACAACAACAACGGAUAUAUCUGACUUCUUUUCAAGCUAUGGCGAAAUACAAGAUAUUAAAUUACCUCUAAAUGAAAAGAGAAAUUUCAAGUCGAAUCUUGUUCCAAAUAAAGGAUUUUGUAUUAUUCAUUUCCGCGACCCUAAGGCUGCUUCAGCCUCUUUUGCCAAAAAUGGAGCUUUUUUAAAUAAAAGACAUAUUAAGAUUGAGUACUACGUUGAAAAACCCUUAACUACUUUCGAAUCACAACCUUCCUCUAACAAAAGACCAUUUGCAAAAAGGCAGGAAACAAAUGGUGUAAAAGAAGCAAACUUUGGGACCCAAAGAAAAACGCAAACUACUCACUUUCAUAACUCGAAUAAAUCCUAUAUACAUAACGACGCGGGGAACCGUCCCACUCAAACACCAGCACUUAACAGCCCACAUUUCCUGGAUAAGGGGCCUUCGCAUAGUCCAUUGGAAUCACGAUUAUCUAGAAAGCGGUCAAGAUUUCGCACACCUGAUUCUUAUCAUCACCAGCAUAAUCGUACAUCGUUUUCCGAACGCUCUUUAGAUUCCUCUCAUAGAUAACCACUAUGUACUU